AUGUGGACUCCUCUGGACCGCGGAGGUUUGGGGAUCUGCUGCCUGUCCCUCCUGGUGACUGCGGUGUGCGGGGCGCAGAGCGCCAAUGAACCCAGCAACAUGUCCUUUGUGAAGGCCACCGUGGACAAGCUGCUGAAGGGCUAUGACAUCCGUCUGCGGCCUGACUUUGGAGGCGCCCCCGUGGAUGUGGGCAUGAGCAUAGACAUUGCCAGCAUUGAUAUGGUGUCUGAAGUCAACAUGGACUAUACCAUCACCAUGUACUUCCAGCAGUCCUGGAGAGACAAGCGUCUGUCUUACACAGGCAUUCCUCUUAACCUCACCCUGGACAACCGAGUGGCAGACCAGCUGUGGGUCCCUGACACCUACUUCAUUAAUGACAAGAAGUCCUUCGUCCAUGGGGUGACAGUGAAGAACCGAAUGAUCCGACUGCACCCUGAUGGAACUGUGCUCUACGGUCUCAGAAUCACCACGACAGCUGCCUGCAUGAUGGACCUGCGCAGAUACCCACUGGAUGAGCAGAACUGCACUUUGGAGAUAGAGAGCUAUGGAUACACCACUGACGACAUCGAGUUCUACUGGCAGGGCGGAACCACCGCAGGCUCUGUGACUGGGGUGGAGAACAUUGAACUACCCCAGUUCUCCAUCAUAGACUACCAGACCCUCUCCAAGAAGGCUGUGUUUGCCACAGGCUCAUAUCCACGUCUGUCCCUGAGUUUUAAGCUGAAGAGGAACAUUGGCUAUUUCAUCCUGCAAACAUACAUGCCUUCCACCCUGAUCACCAUCCUGUCCUGGGUCUCCUUCUGGAUCAACUAUGAUGCCUCGGCUGCCAGAGUGGCAUUAGGUAUAACCACGGUGCUGACCAUGACCACUAUCAAUACCCAUCUAAGGGAGACGCUGCCGAAGAUCCCUUAUGUCAAGGCCAUUGACAUUUUUCUCAUGGGCUGCUUUGUCUUUGUCUUUCUGGCAUUGCUGGAGUAUGCCUUUGUCAACUACAUCUUCUUUGGCCGUGGUCCUCACUUGCAGAAGAAGGUAGCAGAAAAGGCUGCCAAAACCAACAAUGAGAAUAGGAGCAGAAUGGAGAGCAACAAAGUGCAGGUUGAUGCUCAUGGCAACAUCCUCCUGACCAACCUAACCAGUGAGAUGAGUGGAGCAGAUAUGAUGGGAGCUUUCCACGACCCUCGGGCUACCAUGUUCUCUUACGACAGUGCCAGCAUACAGUACCGCAAGCCCAUGACCAGCCGAGACCUGUACGGACGACCGGCCAUUGAUCGGCCAAUGGGCCAUAAGAAGGGUCGCUUGAGGAGAAGGGCCUCACAGCUCAAAGUCAAGAUCCCUGACCUAACAGAUGUCAAUGCCAUAGACAAGUGGUCCCGUGUUGUCUUCCCAAUCGCAUUCACCUUCUUCAACCUGGUCUACUGGCUUUACUAUGUCCAGUAG
Messenger RNA from Limanda limanda (common dab), 1437 nucleotides. It is a transcript of the gene gabrb1, whose product is annotated as gamma-aminobutyric acid type A receptor subunit beta1. Gene Ontology annotation, cellular component: membrane; synapse; GABA-A receptor complex. The record is from RefSeq and is a predicted model, not a curated record. Gene Ontology annotation, molecular function: extracellular ligand-gated monoatomic ion channel activity; GABA-A receptor activity; neurotransmitter receptor activity. Lineage: Eukaryota; Metazoa; Chordata; Actinopteri; Pleuronectiformes; Pleuronectidae. The coding region runs from base 1 to 1437 and encodes 478 amino acids. The transcript is spliced from 9 exons. Gene Ontology annotation, biological process: chemical synaptic transmission; monoatomic ion transmembrane transport; nervous system process.